CACCCAAUUUAAUGAAAUCAGUUUAAAGUACUGGAAAAGACUGGUAGUGUUCACUGUGAGUUUCAUCAGCAUGGUUUUCAAAACCGGAGCUUUUUUUUGUCUUGCUAUAUUUUAUUUCACUGGCUGUAUUGAAGUUGGUGCAACAGGAAAACCCGAACUCGGCACCCAAUCAGUUCUUGGGAAAGCGAUCUACAUCCCAGAUGAAGACCUUCUUGGAUCAAUUCCAAACGGAAUUUCAUUCUUCAAGGACGUUCCCGAAAGCUGCCUGCGUCGAGUCAACCUGGCGACGACUGUGAAAGAUCAAUCGUUUUACAAAAACACAGAAGAGUUUUACAAAAGCAUUGCAACCCAGACGAACCUAAAGGCGAAUUAUGAGAGUCACUUCACCCUCGGCUUCACCUUGGAUGCAACAACAAAGACAGUCAGCGGCAGUAAACGAGAAGUUAGUGGCACAUCACUGAACCUUGCAACCAAAUCGUAUGAACUGCAAUUUCAACCAAAUUGCCUCUACGAAACUGCGCUACAGGAUCGUGUGAUCUCUGACUUUGCACGAUUAGGCAAUGAUAUAGAUGUUGAGAUAUCCCAGCCCUGGUACAAGGUUUCCUGGCGUGACUAUCAUCACUUCAUGCAAACACAUGGCUCGCACGUGAUCACGGCUGUUACCUACGGCUCAAGUGUUGAUCAAUAUGCGUUCGCUGAGGAAUCAUCUUCGUACAGCGCCCGCGAUUUCACCGUCAAAGCAUGCGCAUCGCUCGCUGGUAGUGUCGCCGUUUCGUCUUUGUCUGUCGAGGCAUGCUCUGGUGUUACCAAGGAAGAGAUAAGCAAGCUUUACAACAGCAAAAUGACAACGUCGAUUACAGUUCGAGGCGGAACAGUUGGAACGAGAAACAGUUUGGUCUACGAAAGAUCUAACGAGCUCCUUCUACAGUUCCUAGCCGAAGGCCAAACCCACCCUACCCCUAUUGAGUACACAUUGACUCCAAUAUGGCAAAUUCUUCGAGGCCAAAAUCAUAUUUUGGUCAAAAAUCGUAACGCAGGCGUGCAGGCUGUUAAUCUUCAGUAUUAUUACGACGGGUACCUUAAUUUUGGCUGCCCGCUCAUCGUUGGCAAGCGUGGUCCAGAGCUGCAGAAGUUCCACCACGCCGCGCAUUCCACGUCAUCCGACCCAGUCUACCAGUGCAGUCUCGCACCAUCUGGUUGUCAUAGCGAUGAUGAUUGUCAUUGUCGUGGAUGUGAUAAGUGUCGUUGCUAUGGAGAUUCGUGUAUCGUCUACCGCGCGACAGAGAAGGGGGCCGCGAUACGAGUGACGGCAGCACCAAAUUACAAUAAGGAGUUGAAGAAAAACGGCUGUGACAGGAAAUUCUGGGGCGUGAAGUGCUCGUGUGAAAAUCAAAACACACGAAGACGUAUCAUCUUCUGAGUCAAUGAAUAUCUUCUCAAACAGUAGUUCAACUUGUACUCUAUUCGCUCAAUAUAUUUCA
Molecule: messenger RNA, 1481 nt
Organism: Dendronephthya gigantea
Lineage: Eukaryota; Metazoa; Cnidaria; Anthozoa; Malacalcyonacea; Nephtheidae
Product: DELTA-alicitoxin-Pse2b-like
Exons: 3
Coding region: 71-1420 (449 amino acids)
Source: RefSeq, a predicted model, not a curated record